This is a messenger RNA of Notothenia coriiceps (black rockcod), 2983 nucleotides long. It is a transcript of the gene zic5, whose product is annotated as zic family member 5 (odd-paired homolog, Drosophila). Gene Ontology annotation, cellular component: nucleus. The coding region runs from base 201 to 1682 and encodes 493 amino acids. Gene Ontology annotation, biological process: regulation of transcription by RNA polymerase II. NCBI's taxonomy places the organism in Eukaryota, Metazoa, Chordata, Actinopteri, Perciformes, Nototheniidae. The transcript has 2 exons. Gene Ontology annotation, molecular function: DNA-binding transcription factor activity, RNA polymerase II-specific; RNA polymerase II cis-regulatory region sequence-specific DNA binding. The record is from RefSeq and is a predicted model, not a curated record.
ACUGUAUUCCCCACUGUGUCCUCCAACUGUUGUAUGUUCUGCCAAUCGCUUGAGGACAGAGUGGGAAAAGGAGCAAGCAGAGUUAGAAGCCGGACAAAAGAACUUAUAGACCCCUUAUAUACAUAUUUUUCUAAUGUUUUAGAGAGCGUGGUGGGGUGAAAACAAUUGCGGUGAGUGCGGAUGGACUUGUCAGUGUAGUUAUGGAACCCCCUUUAAACAAGAGGAAUCCGGCGAUAAGAUUAGCGGAUUUGGCAGCGACUCAACCCCAUCCUCAUCAGAAUAUGACAGGCUUCCCGGGGCUAGGGGGGCAUCACCCUCUCUCCCACCAUGCCCACCUCCACCCUGGGGAGCUGGGCAACGACCCCGGAGUGGCACUCACUCCAUUUGGACCAGAGCACAUGGCACAGACAAAUGCUCUCAAACUUAGCCCAUCUCAACACAUUCAGAGCCAUCACGAAGCCCAGACCGCGGCAUCUUUCACUUCUGCUCAGACCACUGUUGGUUUCCCCGUGGCUCACCCCCACUCAGGCUACUCAAGCAGCAGGGACUUCAUCCUCAGGAGAGAACUCUCAGCCUCUGCUAUGCAUGCACUUGGCGACCAGCAUAGUUCCGCCUCCUCCCCUCAUCACCAUGGCAUGUUCAUCUCUCCAACAGGUGCUUAUGGGCACGCAGAAAGUGGGGCCCAUUCACUUUUUACUGGACUUCACGACCAAGGGUCCCCAGGUGCCCAUCACCACCAUGCCCUCAAUGGGCAGAUGCGCCUGGGUAUACCGGGGGACAUCUACGGCAGGCCAGAGCACUUCGGGCACAGGCCAGAUCACUAUGGACCCUCUUCUCUCCACAGCUACAACUCCAUGAACCUCAAUGUGAACAUCGCUUCAGCUCCUCACGGAGCGGCGGGGGCGUUUUUAAGAUACAUGCGGCAGCCCAUAAAGCAAGAGCUAAUCUGCAAAUGGAUUGACCAGGAGCAAAGUCAAAAAAAGCCCUGCUCUAAAACUUACAGCACCAUGCACGAGCUGGUCAACCACGUCACGGUGGAGCAUGUCGGGGGACCGGAGCAGAGCUCCCACGUCUGUUUUUGGGAGGAAUGUCCACGGGAAGGAAAAGCUUUCAAAGCGAAGUACAAACUGAUCAAUCAUAUCCGAGUUCACACGGGAGAAAAGCCCUUCCCGUGUCCUUUCCCGGGCUGUGGAAAAGUGUUCGCUCGAUCGGAGAAUUUAAAGAUUCACAAGAGGACUCACACAGGAGAGAAACCUUUCAAGUGCGAGUUUGAAGGCUGUGACAGAAAAUUCGCCAACAGCAGCGACCGGAAGAAGCACUCUCACGUCCACACCAGCGACAAGCCUUACUACUGCAAAGUCCGAGGCUGUGACAAGUCCUACACACAUCCAAGCUCUCUGCGGAAGCACAUGAAGGUGCACUGCAAGUCCCCACCGCCCCCUUCGACCAACGUCCCCUACAUUUCCUCCACAAACCCUCUCGGAGACUCUCUUUCUCCAAACUCCGAGCCGCACAGGAACCGCUCGGCGAACCUCUCCCCUCAGGUCACCAACCUCAACGAGUGGUACGUGUGCCAGGGGAGCGGGGGACCCAACCACCUCCACACCCCCUCCAGCGAUGUGCCAACGUCAGAUUCAGAGGAGGACUCUUUCAGACACUCAGACCCAAGGACAAUGCUCUGAUGCCCUGUUUACAACUUGACUGUCAAAUUGCCAUCUAGUUGACCCGUUAAAAGGUGUGUAGAACCAUGCUGGCCUGGGCGCUUGGGACAUUGAUCAGCUAUUUUCACUGUAGUAUUAUUAAACAAGUGUGCUCAACAAAGAUAACUCAUUAUUAUCUUGGAGGCAAUGCAGGCCUUACUACAUAAACAAGAAUGAAAUUGAUGUGACCCCUGACCUUUCUUAAAAAUGUAGAUCAAAUCUGUCAAAACAAAUCAUCACACACUAUCAUUAGAACUGAAAUCUAAUUUAAAAGGACAAAAAAAAAUCUGAAUAGGGCAUUUUCAAAAUGAAUAAGCUUUGUACAAGAGCAAUAUGCAGGGUUUAAUUAACUGCAUGGCUUAAGACUCAACUGGUUUGCAGAGAUGACAUAUUUCAUGUGACCUCCCAUCACCCCUUGCAGUUUAAUAACUCACCUGCUAUCAAUCACUGUCAUAUUCCAGACAUUUAAGGGAAACAAAUGGUACUACCUUUAACCCCUCAAAUAGCAACAAAUGUUAACGGACAGAAUCUAGUAGAAGAAGAAGAUUUUUUAUAAAUAAUGUGUGAUUUCUUUAAGUUGUGGUACAAACUUUGAUAAACCAAUAAGAAAAAAAAAGAAAAGAGGAAGCAAACAUCUGAAUGUCUUAAGGGUUCUCAUUUAUCUUUUCAGAUUUCUACAAUACAUGUGUUUGGAUGGAAUUUUGUAAUAUUUAAGAACUAUUUAAGACUAUAUUUUAUGCAAAAUACACAAGUGUUAUGCUCGUUAAAGAGUGAGUCCCUCGAGACCCUAAAUGUCUACACUGACAGGCUUUGACCCUGUAGGAUUUGUAUAUAUGUAAUUGUACUGAUGCUUGUGAAUGUUGUGUAGUUUUAAUUACAAAAAAAUGUUGUUUUGUACAUCGUAAUUUAUUUGCUGGUAUCAAUGUUGGAAUUACAGGAACACCAAAGAAUAAUAAUAUCAGUUUUGGUGAUGCAUAGUGCCCUGCUGAUGUUUUUUUUUUAAAUGUUAACUUUCUGUUCACUUUCUUAUUUUUUAAAUUGUGUUCUGUAAAAGAAGAAACAUUUACUUGAAUAGGCUGUGUAAUGUGAAAAGUCCCUUUCUCGCAUGCCUUUUGUAGUGAUCUGUCUUUCUCUCUGAGGUGCAUGGUGCCGUUGGACAUGAUGGAUAAAAAAAAUGGAGAUGAAUCAGCUAUGAGUGUGCAGAUCCUUGGUGUUCAAAAUUAAAUUUACAAUAUAAAAUUUCAUGCUAAAAAUAAUAAUAAAAAACAGGACAUAUACAGAAA